Aureobasidium subglaciale EXF-2481 is the source of this 2895-nucleotide messenger RNA. RefSeq lists its product as uncharacterized. Lineage: Eukaryota; Fungi; Ascomycota; Dothideomycetes; Dothideales; Saccotheciaceae. The coding region runs from base 249 to 2807 and encodes 852 amino acids. The transcript has 2 exons. Gene Ontology annotation, cellular component: cytoplasm; P-body. Gene Ontology annotation, molecular function: manganese ion binding; 5'-(N(7)-methylguanosine 5'-triphospho)-[mRNA] hydrolase activity; RNA binding. Gene Ontology annotation, biological process: nuclear-transcribed mRNA catabolic process, nonsense-mediated decay; deadenylation-dependent decapping of nuclear-transcribed mRNA. The record is from RefSeq and is a predicted model, not a curated record.
GGCAAGCUCACGGUGACGCAGGCGUGGCAUGGACGGCGCGCGAGACAGCAAGCACGAAAGACACGCUUCACCCUUCUCAACCACUCCACUAAUACUUCCAGACCCUCACUUGUUCACAAUCGCAGUCACGAGCCUCUAUAGAUUGGAUCGAGGCUUGUCAACUCUCCUGUACUGCACGGGGACCCCUACGCCGCCUUUCACCUAGGCCAAUACCAGAAGUCCGGAUAUGCUGCGCGACACUGGUCAGAAUGGCAGAGACAAAAAUGCAGCUAGUAGACUGGCUAGAUGACCUAUGCGUUCGCUUCAUUAUCAACCUCCCACAAGAAGAGCUCGAAAGCGUCGCGCGAAUCUGCUUCCAGGUCGAGGAAGCCCAGUGGUUUUAUGAGGAUUUCAUCCGUCCCACCGACCCGUCCCUCCCCUCGCUCAACCUGAGGGACUUUUGUCUUCGCAUCUUCCAACACUGUCCCCUCCUCUCCACCUUCUCCGACUCGCAACACACGGCCGCCUACCAGGAGUUCCUCGCCUACAAGACCCGUGUCCCGGUCAGGGGCGCCAUCCUACUCAACCAUGACAUGGACCAGGUAGUCCUCGUCAAGGGCUGGAAGAAGAGUGCCACCUGGAGUUUUCCUCGUGGAAAGAUCAACAAGGAUGAGCCGGAUCUUGACUGCGCCAUUCGUGAAGUCUGGGAAGAGACUGGUUAUGACAUCGCUGCUGCUGGCAUAGCCACAGAGGACCAGAAGUACAUUGACGUAACCAUGCGUGAGCAACAUUUGCGAAUGUUCGUCUUCCGUGGUGUCCCUUUGGAAACCUACUUUGAGCCAAAGACGCGCAAGGAGAUCAGCAAAAUCGCGUGGUAUCGCUUGACUGAUCUACCGUCAUACACACAAAAGAGACAGAACAAUAGAGUCAUCUCCCAUCAACAUGAUGGCAAUGCUGAUCAGGGCGUCGUCAGUGCCAACAAGCUGUAUAUGGUUGCGCCCUUCCUGCCUCCCUUGAAGAAAUGGAUCAACCAGCAAAAGAAGCGUGAUUUGGCUCGUCAAGUUCAAGUCGAAGCUGUUGUCGAAGAAAUUCUAGACGUCCCCUCAGACUCGCCUGCUAUUGAAGUUCCAUCAGCCAAUGCCGUCUUCGAGCUCAAACGUUUGUUGAGCGUCAACGUACCAGGCCAGGAAUCACCGCGAGCUGCUAAUGGCGAGGACAACCAAGCGAACGCGCUGCUAGCCAUGCUUCGCGGUAACGCUGCCACUGGUGGGCUAGCUCCUCCGGUAGACAAUGAUCUACCACCGGUCACGCCUCUGGACCAAGUUACAAGUACUCCUCCAGAGCCUGGAACUCCGCACUACCAACAUCAUCAGCCCUCGCCUGCCGUUCGACAGCAGCCUCCCCCAGGCUUUCCCUUCCCUUCGCCUGCCCACCAACGCAAUGUGUCUCUCCAUCCGCCAGGCUUCUUCGGUCAGAGUGCUCACGAGAACCUCCAACGUGUCAUGCCGCAAAUGUCACAUAUGUCGCAGCAGCCCCCGCAAGCUGUCCGUCACAUCCAUCCUCAGGGCACACAUCCUUCAAUGCAGCAGCAGUUGUUCCCUGGCGGUCACCCCGCGCCCAUUUCUCAUGGUCCAGUGGCUCCUUCGGCCUCUCAAUUGCCCGCUCCAAGAUUGAAUAACCACGCUAUGAAUCUGCUGAGUGCUUUCAAGGCGCCUUCACAAUCGCCUAGCGGCUACAAUGCUGUGCCUCACGAUGGCUCUCUGUCUUAUCCUAGCCCUAAUCAGGUUCACACGCAGGCUCAGCAGCAACCCACCGUAGGGGACGCACAACAAGGACGCCGACGCUCUGCACAUCAAAACUCUUUGCUGGGCUUGUUCAAGUCUCCCGAACCUCCAAGAGCGACUCCCGUCGUCCAGGGCACUCAAGUAGCAGCUCCAACGACUACUCAGUUACCUGGCCCGACUAUACCCGCUCCUACAGGAGCUACUCCACAGCAGAGAAACGCCAGUCUAGCAAUGCUAACAAGGACUCUGCCAAAGAGCAAGCCAAACACACCCACUGCGCAAGCCAAGGACAUGUUCCCAGCGAAGCAAGUGGCGCAAGAAGUCCAAGCAGCAAAGGACAAAGCUAGUCAAGAGGUUCCUGACAAAGUCUUCGCCCCGGACGCGCCGCGGGCUCCUGUGUCGAUUUUGCCAAGGCCUGGUUCUGCAGCUACCAGAGGAUCUCCUGCUCCCCAACCGUCUGACUCUAUCCAAACUCCCCAUAAGCUCCGACGUGGAAAUAAGAGCGACUCUCCAGCCAACUUCACUAUUCUGCAACGACCUUCGCCUCGAGCUGACCGUAAUGGGUCACCUGAAAUGCCUCAGAUCAGACAGCCACCUCCUAAGCAACCAACGCCCAGGCAAGCAGCGCCGAAGCAAUCUGCUUCAAGGAAAGUGCAAGAAGCACCGAAGCCUUUCCAGCCGCAAAUUCUACAAAGGCCAAGAGCGGAUCAGUCGGGAAGCAGUCCUGGCGUGGAACAGUCGCAGCAGAAUGCCGGCGAACAACGGAAUGCACUUCUUGCUUUGUUCGCAAAGCAGAACCCUGGACUCGCACAAGCUGAAAGCAGAGCUGGAUCGGCCAUGUCGAACAACUCGGGGACACCGUUGCCUUCGGACCCAUCUAUGUUCAGAACACGACUGGCCAGCGCAUCCUCGGCGGUGAGUAACGAUAACGACGGACUCAAGUCACCAUCUACGCCUGUGGAGGCCAAGGGUUUCUUGCUUGACUACCUUAACGGCGUGGUGAAGAAUGAGAAGAACAAGGGUUCUAAGAGGGGCCCUAUCUGAUCAAGGAUGAUAUGAUGAAGAGCACAUAACAGCUGGUCUAGGACCUAGGAGACAAAACUACCAUUUGAACUAGUUCUCAUCUCUUCUU